This is a messenger RNA of Megalobrama amblycephala (Wuchang bream), 2345 nucleotides long. RefSeq names its product LAS1 like ribosome biogenesis factor (gene las1l). NCBI's taxonomy places the organism in Eukaryota, Metazoa, Chordata, Actinopteri, Cypriniformes, Xenocyprididae. The record is from RefSeq and is a predicted model, not a curated record. Gene Ontology annotation, molecular function: endonuclease activity. Gene Ontology annotation, biological process: maturation of LSU-rRNA; maturation of 5.8S rRNA. The coding region runs from base 189 to 1928 and encodes 579 amino acids. The transcript is spliced from 13 exons. Gene Ontology annotation, cellular component: Las1 complex; preribosome, large subunit precursor.
CUUGUUCAAGGGGAAUGUUUAACCUGCCGCACCGCUGGCGGGGCGUAGCACAGUGAUGUGUUCGGGUAACAUUAGAUUUACAUGAAUCGUAUAUUUCAUAUUUUACGACUCUAGCUGCACAGUCUUAUUUUACCCUCUGCGGGUCCUAAUACUAUAGCAAUCGGAAGCAUACAAUCUACGAUCUGACGAUGAAGAAGAAAACGAUGGGGAAGACGCGUCACGUCAUGGCCUGGAUGAACAAAGCAGAGUUCGAGCAUGUGAUGGAGUAUUUGUACUCCAAAGAGCCCGCGCUGCAGAAACACGCGCUGCACAGGAUCUCUGCGUGGAAGGGCAGGUUCGGGCAAAGCACUCCGGUGGCCGUGGACAGCACCGCAGACCUGGUCCGAUGUCAGGUGCUGGACAGCAUGGGUCAGCUGGAGGCCAGUGAUCUUGUGCUGCUCUAUGGCAUGGCGCUGGUUCGGUUUGUUAAUCUCAUCACAGAACGGCAACAGAGAAAAGUCGCCAGACCCUUGCGAAGGUUAGCCAGAAAUAUAAAUAUACCAGAGUGGGUGGUAAACCUCAGACAUGAUCUGACACACCGCGGACUUCCAUCUCUAAAGUGGUGCCGAAAAGGUUGUGAAUUUGUGCUGGACUGGUUGCAUCAAGAGUACUGGUCUCGCCAGAUGGGCAGUCAGCUGACAGAGAACUGGAACUCUUUAUCAGAAGAUGAGGACGAAGAGGAGAUUGUUAAAAGACAUGAGAGAGAUCUACUCAUCAGACAGACAGAGAUUGAGGCACACAAAAAAGUCAGAGAACUGCUCAUCUCUUAUGAACAGGAACAGUUUCAGACGUACGAAGAGCUGGCAAAGCAGGGAGGGCAGCAUGGCGUGUGGCCGGAUGCCAGUGCUGAUCUCAGCUGGAUCCUGACACAGAUCAAACACUUUGCCACAGAGGCCAGAGACAUCUUUGCUGAUGUUUUAAUGCAUGAUGGAUUCCUUAUUCCCACUGCUGAACAACUGGAGUCUUUGGAUAUUGACCCCUCAGAAGACUCUGUCGACAAGUUCGCCCCUUGUCUUCCUCGAGUGUUCUUGCACUUCUGGUUGCCGUGCUUGAAGGUCCUGAAUUCAUCCAUCUUUAUAAAUCUGAUCCUUGACAAACUAUUCGCUGAGCUUUCUAACGAGCCGUCCAGUCACAGGACUUACUACAUUGCCUCCUGGAUCUCCGAAAUUUUACUCUGCAACAGCAAAUGUGAAUUGAAGGCUCACAAGAAACUAAAAAUAUCAAAAGAAAGGAUCUUUGUGAACAGAUUGCAGUUUCCAUGGCAGAAUCUGAUUUCUGCAUGUGUGAACGCACCAUGCCCAGCAACACCGUUCCUUCUGCGACAGAUAUUCAGUGACAUGGAUAAGCCCCUCCCACAAGACGCUCAGCGGAACCUGCUUCAGCUCUGCAGCAUUUACACACAGGGUUACCAUAGAAACUCCUCUGAACCCUCAGACCCUCCUCAGCCAGUGUACACCCUACAGAACCUCCAGGAGAGACUCAAGAGUAAUGCCUCACAGAACAGAGACACGCACUCAUCUAACCACACCCCCGGAUCAUUGCAGGCUCCGCCUACAGAGGAGCUCCAGGAAAAGCUAAGCCCAGAGGCUGUGCAAGAGAGAAACUCUGCAUUACGAGGAUCACCAUGGAGCGUGUGCACAGAUAAAGUCCCUUGGAAACAGUACCCACUAGGAAAGGUUCCAGGACAACCAGAAGACCCCUCCUGUUUGAUGGUGGAGUCUUAUUCUACAUUUACUGUGUUUGACCAGCAGGUGGAGCUAGAUCAACUCCCUCAGCACCAUGGCAACAGGAGUGUUCCCCUUCAGACCAGAGGUGCCAGUGGAUCUGAUGGGCUGCUUUGGACUCACAGUGAUUUGAGCAAACUCAAAGCUGGACUCAAACUGUUCUAACACUCAGAUACUCAAUAGCCUGAAGAUACUGAACCACCAACCCUGAAAUAUGAACCCUGUCAUGUUAAAAACAAACACUUGAGGGCUAAGCUGGACUGAGGCUCUUCUAAACACACUCACAUCCAGUCUCUCUUCUACUUUUGUCUCUGACAUGAUGCUGUUGUGUACUGCACAAUUGGAAACAUGAAGCUGUUUUUGUUUUGUAAUUCAUGUUUGUCUUACUUGAGUAUCAUUACAGUUACAGUCCAGACUGCAGUUUAGCUCGUGGCGUCUAUUCAAACCAUCCGGAAGUGAAACUCCCAUGAGCAAUGUCUCACAAGGUUCUAAUGAAGAAGUUGGUGCUGUUUGAGAAAUGUUGUAAAUUACAUUAUUUUUGAACACAAAGUUGCCAAAUAAACUUCAUUUUUUUAUUGUGUA